AUGGCCGCUGUCGCAGAGCGCACCUUCAUUGCCAUCAAGCCUGAUGGGGUCCAGCGGGGACUGGUGGGAGAGAUCAUCAAGCGGUUCGAGCAGAAGGGAUUCAAACUGGUGGCCAUGAAACUGAUACAUGCCUCUGAAGACCUUCUGAGAGAACACUACAUUGAUCUAAAAGACCGUCCGUUCUAUGAUGGUCUGGUGCAGUACAUGCACUCUGGACCUGUUGUAGCUAUGGUGUGGGAAGGUCUUAAUGUGGUUAAAACUGGAAGGGUGAUGCUGGGGGAAACUAAUCCAGUGGAUUCAAAGCCUGGCACUAUUCGUGGUGACCUCUGUGUUCAAGUUGGAAGGAACAUCAUUCAUGGAAGUGAUUCUGUAGAAAGUGCUGAGACAGAGAUCAAUCUGUGGUUCAAUCCUGAAGAACUGGUUGAUUACAGAAGCUGUGCUCAUGAAUGGAUCUAUGAGUAGAACUGAGCCUAUACCUUUUGAUAUCCUUACUAUCUGUUAUCAGUUAUUUUAAAGUCCUUCAUAUCAACUAGUAGAAACCUGUUUCAGAAACCUCUGAUAUACGCUGUUGUGCAUAUUAAAUAUAAUCAGUGUUUGUUGCUGUUUUGGUUAAAAAGCUAUCAACU
Messenger RNA from Cygnus atratus (black swan), 626 nucleotides. RefSeq names its product nucleoside diphosphate kinase-like. The transcript has 4 exons. Gene Ontology annotation, biological process: GTP biosynthetic process; CTP biosynthetic process; UTP biosynthetic process. Gene Ontology annotation, molecular function: nucleoside diphosphate kinase activity. The coding region runs from base 1 to 462 and encodes 153 amino acids. The record is from RefSeq and is a predicted model, not a curated record. NCBI's taxonomy places the organism in Eukaryota, Metazoa, Chordata, Aves, Anseriformes, Anatidae.